GUCUGGGUCCACCCAGGUCCACGGCUCAAUCAUUGUUGGAGGUUGACCUCCUGGACCAGUUGAACAAACACACCCAGAGACCAGCCCCCCUUUAGACCUAUAGUCCGGCCCCCUUCAGACCUUGGUCCGGCCCCCUUCACUCAUAGGGGGUCUGUUGGAUCUCAUUCAUCCUCAGUGGACGUUCAGGUUCAGGUAGAAGAAUGGAACCAGUACCCAGAACCUGCUGACCCAAGACCUUGAUCUGGACCAGAACCUGCUUACCCAGGACCCUGAUCUGGACCAGAACCUGCUGACCCAGGAGCCUGAUCUGGUCCAGAAUCCCUUCAGUGAGAACAAGGAAAAGGCGAAGGAAGAAAGGACGAACAGAGGACGACGACGUCAGAAUGUCAACAGCCUGCCAGGCCUUUGUCACCAUGGCAACCACCGACGCCUACUGCAUGGGCGCCACAGCAGUCGCCCGCAGUCUGCGGCGCUACGGGACCAGUCGCAGCAUUGUUGUCAUGGUUACACCCAACGUCUCCGAGGAGUCCAGACGGUCUCUGUGGGCGGUCUUUGACCAGGUGGUCCUGGUGGACCUGCUGGACAGCUCAGACCACCUGCAUCUGUCCUGGCUCCGACGUCCUGAACUGGGACCCACAUUCACCAAGAUCCACUGUUGGACCCUGACCCACUUCAGCAAGUGUGUGUUCCUGGACGCAGACACCCUGGUGCUGUGUAACGUGGAUGAGCUGUUCGACAGGGAGGAGCUGUCUGCGGCUCCAGACCCCGGCUGGCCCGACUGCUUCAACUCCGGCGUGUUGGUGUUACGUCCGUCCAAGAACACGCACCGACUCCUGCUGGAACACGCCGUCCGCCACGGCAGCUUCGACGGUGCAGACCAGGGUCUGUUAAACUCCUUCUUCAGUGACUGGUCUGUUCAAACCCUGAACAAACACCUGCCGUUCAUCUACAACCUCAGCGUCAGCUCCGUCUACACCUACGCCCCCGCCUUCAAACAGUUUGGACACAAUGCCAAGAUCGUCCACUUCCUGGGAGGGGCCAAGCCCUGGAGCAGGGACGGCUCCACCCCCAUGGGACAGUUUGAGUCCCUGUGGUGGAAGGAGUACCUGGGUCACAGCUCUGAUCCACCAGCAGGACCACCAGGACCAGCACCAGUGAACCAGUCCAGCUGGGACCACAAGGAACCAGAGCAGAAUCAAACCAGUGACACAGAGACGCCAUUUGGACACCGUUUGGACUCGUCCAACUCACUGCUAGCACACUUUGACCCCACCCACAGGGCAGGGUCUGAUGACACACCCUUAGGGGAGGAGUCAGAGAAGAGUGACGAUGACAUCACAGGAAGCAGGGAUGAGAGCGGUGCACACCUGGAGGAGGAGCAGGGGGAGGAGCAAGAGGAGCAGGAGGAGCAGGAGGCGGACCAGGGGGAGGCGGACCAGGGGGAGGCGGCCCAGCGGCGGCGACGCUGGGAGGCAGGGCAUGCCGACUACCUGGGCAGAGACGCCUUCAGCAACAUCCAGAAGAUGCUGGACCGAUUCCUAUAA
Sphaeramia orbicularis (orbiculate cardinalfish) is the source of this 1544-nucleotide messenger RNA. RefSeq names its product glycogenin 2 (gene gyg2). The record is from RefSeq and is a predicted model, not a curated record. NCBI's taxonomy places the organism in Eukaryota, Metazoa, Chordata, Actinopteri, Kurtiformes, Apogonidae. Gene Ontology annotation, molecular function: glycosyltransferase activity. The transcript has 9 exons. Bases 384 to 1544 code for a protein of 386 amino acids.